Caenorhabditis auriculariae is the source of this 1652-nucleotide messenger RNA. NCBI's taxonomy places the organism in Eukaryota, Metazoa, Nematoda, Chromadorea, Rhabditida, Rhabditidae. The record is from the annotation of a GenBank genome assembly.
AUGAGAUGUCCGCAACAUCGCGUGCACGGCUACUGUAAACAGUUGUCCGCAUGCCGAUCCAAAUCUUUUUUCAAAAUCAAAGGCGGGAAAGUAAAAUCGCGUUUUUCUUCUAAAGUUGUCACAUCUCUAAUUUUUUUGAGUACACCGUUCGAUUCGCAAAGAAAAACUAUGUAAGAUACUGCUUUCACCUGAAACCCCAUUUUUUACUGCCCCUAUGCCUUUAAAUUGACCUUGGGCGCCCAUUUUUAUGGAUAUGGCUUACAAAAAGGCAAAUUGUUUACAUGGGACACUUUCUGUCUUCAAUUCCGUGUUCAAAGUAAUUUUCGCGAAAUGCAGAAUGAUCUCUGACUCUGCAAAAUUUAGUUAUCUUUCUCUAUUUUUAAAUGGUGUUCUGCAUUUUGCGGAAUCACUUUCAACACGGCAAAAGCUUUUGUAUUUUGUAGGGAAUAAAAAAACCAUAGUAAUGGGAAAAAAAAAAUUGAUCUUUCGAGUGGUGAAACAAAAAGCUAAAUUCUUGUUUUUUUCUGUUUUUUUGAUGAACUUCGCUUCAGUUUCAAAAAUUACUUCGGGUUGAAAAUUUUAAAUAUUUGAAUAUUUAUUCCUUUUUAAGAAAAAUUGUUCGAAAACGUGUAGAAUAAUCCUUAAAGACGCUAAAAUCUUCCAUUUCUUAUCAACUCUUGUUCCAUGUGAGUCUGCUGCUUAAAAUUAUUCUUUGAUAAGAUUUUUUUAAAUCAAAACGAUUUCGAUGACUUUUUUUGAAAAAAAUUUUUCAGGUCGUGUAGAAUAUCUGCCCACGGCUUGACCUGCUACGGCAUUUGGAUGUUAGUUUUUUUUUAUCAUCAUUUUUCUUGAUUAAAAUGAAUUUUCGUUUAGUUCUAACACUGAAAUUUUGACUUUUUGGAAGAUUUCUGCUCAUUUAUUGGACUUAUUCUAUGGAAAAAAAACGUUUUUUUUGUUGAAUUAUUGUUUUUUGAUAGUUUCUGGAAAAUUUUUUCAGUGACCAUUAUAGGGUUUUGACGUUCUAGUGGCCACUAUGGUAGUCAAACAAGUGGCCACUUAAGGGGUUAAAAAUUAAUGGCCACAAUAGAGGUCUAAGUGCUACUACUAGGCCUCUAAAAAUCUUAGUGGCCACUUUAGGGGUCAAUGGAUCAAAAUAACUGGUCCAAUCUGUUUGCUUUAAAAUUAUCAGAGUUCCUGGAAAGAAUAAUGGAUGAAAAACUACUGAAGUGGCCACUAAAACGGAAAAUAGUGGCCACUAUAGAGGUGGAUUUAGUGGCCACUUUAGUGUCCCCUCCAAGUAGCCCUUGGCGAGCCCUAUAGUGGCCACUAAAGAUUUUCCCAGUUCCACAGAAAAAAAAAAUCAAAAAGGUACAUAUAUUUCAUCAAAUUUUCACAAGAAUCAAUGAUAAUUUUGCGCUUUUCUCUUCAAGUAGCUCUUUUUAGGGACAUUCUGGGCAUCAUUUGCCUGUUCGGCUGGUGUAUCAUUAUUUGUGGGAUUUAUUUUCUCGGCUGGUUCGGAAUUCGGCCCAAAAGCGUUUCGAAGGUUCAUUUUUUCAUUUUCUUUAUAAUAAUUGAAUAAAUUUCAGCUCUAUUACGAGUUGGACGUUGCGCCGAAAGCUCCAAACUCAUUGAAAAACGUGACGCAGAAAUAA